AAAAAAAAGCUGGCAAACUUCUGUGAUCAACUUCCCAAAAACUUAUCACGCGUUCGUUACUCUCAUUCAAACCCCACCCCUCUCCGGCAGAUCUCCGUCAUCUUCUUUCCUUUAAAUCCAAUUCAACAAACAAACACACACUCUCUCUCUCUCACACACACACCCAUUUAUUUAGAUCUACACCACACACUCUCCAUUUCAUUUAACCUAAUUCCGUUACUCUAUAUAUCUAUAUCUAUUCAUUUUCAUUUUAAUCCAUUCAUGUUAUGUUUCAAUUCCAGCUAGAAAAGAUCAGAAAACGUAUUUAAUUUUCAAAAUUUAUUAUUAUCUGCACUUGAAUUACUAUUUUACCUUUUUUUUUUCCUGCAUAUCAUUUUUCUAAAAAAUAAAAUAAAUUAAUUAUCCUGUGGUAUGGCGGAUGCCUUAUCUGCCAUUCCGGCUGCUGUGUUGCGUAACUUAUCCGAUAAGUUAUAUGAGAAGCGAAAAAAUGCUGCUUAUGAGGUUGAAGGAAUUGUAAAGCAAUUGACAAUAGCUGGAGAUCAUGAUAAGAUUAGUGCUGUGAUUAGUUUAUUGACGCAUGAAUAUACGUAUUCACCUCAGGCGAAUCACCGCAAGGGAGGGUUGAUUGGCUUGGCUGCAGCUACUGUUGGGUUGAGUACUGAAGCUGCACAACAUCUCGAGCAAAUUCUACCACCAGUCAUAAAUUCUUUCUCUGAUCAAGAUAGCAGAGUUCGCUAUUAUGCUUGUGAAGCUUUGUACAACAUUGCAAAGGUAGUUCGAGGAGAGUUCAUUUUACAUUUUAACAAGAUAUUUGAUGCAUUGUGUAAGCUUUCAGCUGACUCGGAUCCUAAUGUACAAAGCGCUGCUCAUCUUCUAGAUAGACUUGUGAAGGACAUUGUGACAGAAAGUGAUCAAUUCAGCAUCGAGGAAUUCAUACCAUUGUUGCGAGAACGUAUGAAUGUUCUAAAUCCUUACGUUCGUCAGUUUUUGGUGGGAUGGAUCACCGUAUUGGACAGCGUUCCAGAUAUAGAUAUGCUGGGCUUUCUUCCUGAUUUUCUUGACGGUUUGUUUAAUAUGUUAAGUGAUUCUAGCCAUGAAAUCCGGCAGCAAGCUGAUUCGGCACUCUCAGAGUUUCUUCAAGAGAUUAAGAACUCCCCAUCUGUAGACUAUGGUCGCAUGGCUGAAAUACUUGUACAGAGAGCAGCUUCUCCUGAUGAAUUUACUCGUUGGACUGCAAUAACAUGGAUAAAUGAGUUUGUAAAACUUGGCGGGGACCAGCUUGUACCUUAUUAUGCCGAUAUAUUGGGAGCAAUUUUGCCUUGCAUUGCUGACAAAGAAGAGAGAAUACGAGUCGUUGCCCGAGAAACAAAUGAAGAGCUGCGUGCAAUCCAGGCUGAUCCUGCUGAAGGGUUUGAUGUUGGGGCAAUCCUAUCCAUUGCAAGGAGGCAAUUAUCUAGUGAGCACGAAGCAACUCGAAUUGAAUCAUUGCACUGGAUAUCAACCCUUUUGAAUAGACACCGUACAGAGGUUCUGUCUUUUCUGAAUGAUAUUUUUGACACACUUUUGAAGUCAUUAUCGGAUCCCUCUGAUCAGGUAGUGCUCCUGGUGCUGGAGGUGCAUGCAGCCAUAGCAAAAGACCAAUAUAACUUCCGCCAGCUUGUUGUUUUUUUAGUUCACAAAUUUCGCACAGAUCAUGCCCUUCUGGAAAGGCGUGGUGCAUUGAUUGUUCGCCGACUUUGUGUGCUUUUAGAUUCUGAAAGAGUGUACCGGGAGCUCUCUAAAAUUCUUGAGGGGGAAGCAGACCUUGAUUUUGCUUCUACUUUGGUUCAGGCUUUAAAUCUGAUUAUGCUUACUUCUUCCGAGUUGUCUGGCCUACGAGAUCUAUUAAAGCUAUCUCUAGUUAAUGCUGCUGGAAAAGACUUCUUCCUUUCGCUGUAUGCCUCAUGGAGCCAUUCAUCGAUGGCCAUAAUAAGUCUGUGCUUAUUAGCGCAGGCAUACCAACAUGCAAGUUCUGUCAUUCAAUCUCUGACCGAGGAGGAUAUUAAUAUCAGAUUCUUAGUUCAACUGGACAAAUUGAUACAUCUAUUAGAGACUCCCAUAUUUGCUUAUCUUAGGCUUCAGCUUCUUGAACCAGGAAGGCAUAUAUGGUUGUUAAAAGCUCUCUAUGGUCUUCUUAUGUUACUUCCUCAGCAAAGUUCGGCAUUUAAGAUCUUAAGGACUCGUUUGAAGACGGUACCUUCAUAUUCCUUCAACAAGGAGCAAAUCCAACGUACAUCUUCAGGGAACCCUUCUACGCAAACUGGUUACAUGUCAACGGGGCUACGGUUUUCACAAGAUGGUGACGUGAGUGAGGAUGAUUCUCAUGUGCAAAAUGGAAUAAACUUUGCAUCUUGGCUGCAACGAUUUGAACAGAUGCAACAGCAACAUCGGCUGCAUUAUAAAUCACAAGCACACACACGCAACAUAUCCAUAUCUUCUAAGGAGGUGAAAGAGAUCCAAAAAUCCGAAGAACCGAGGGGGCUUCCAUCUGCGGCAGAGUUGAACAGGCCUCCUUCACGAACAUCCCGAAAAGGUCCAGGACAACUGCACCUAUAAAUCAUUGUCUGCCUUAUUUCUUAGUCUCGUAUAAAGUGUAAAUUGUAUAUCGUAGUGGUUUCUCUCUUUUUCUUGAACUUAUGAAUGGGUGGUGGGUUCGGGAUUUUUUUUUUUUUGUUUCUUUAUCUUCCCCCUUUCCAGAACAAUGCUGGAAUGUUGGAGCUAUUUGUUACUCCAAACGUUUGCUCUUGUGGUUGUGUUAUUUUUAUUGAAAACCACAGGGCUAAAGGCAAGAGAGAUAGAUAUCUCGAAUUUAAAUUUGUGUUUUCUUCGGUGAUUAUUAAUUUGCUACUGAUCUUAUAAUAAUAAAAUAAGUAAUUCUACAUAUAA
This is a messenger RNA of Erigeron canadensis, 2925 nucleotides long. RefSeq names its product protein VAC14 homolog. Gene Ontology annotation, cellular component: PAS complex; endosome membrane. Gene Ontology annotation, biological process: positive regulation of kinase activity; phosphatidylinositol biosynthetic process. The transcript is spliced from 20 exons. NCBI's taxonomy places the organism in Eukaryota, Viridiplantae, Streptophyta, Magnoliopsida, Asterales, Asteraceae. The record is from RefSeq and is a predicted model, not a curated record. The coding region runs from base 412 to 2595 and encodes 727 amino acids.